Messenger RNA from Populus trichocarpa (black cottonwood), 3315 nucleotides. Its product is annotated as probable inactive receptor kinase At2g26730. Bases 1134 to 2978 code for a protein of 614 amino acids. Gene Ontology annotation, biological process: protein phosphorylation. Lineage: Eukaryota; Viridiplantae; Streptophyta; Magnoliopsida; Malpighiales; Salicaceae. The transcript has 3 exons. Gene Ontology annotation, molecular function: ATP binding; protein kinase activity. The record is from RefSeq and is a predicted model, not a curated record.
AUAAAAGAAAAAGGAAUUAUCUUCUAACAACACAAUGAAACUACACAACUGGUUUAAUUUCAAUAGUCACAUUUAUCAAUAAAUUAAUUAGGAAAAUUAAUCUCACUAUAAUUUUAGUUUCAGAGUGCCCAUCUUUUAAUAUUAUAAUAAAUAUUCAUAUAUACAAAGAUCCAUCAAAUAGUUUACAAGAGAAGAUCCAUCCAUCAAUGUAGUCGCUCAUUUAUUACAUCAUAAAAAAUCCAAUCAUUAAAAACAUUUUGGAGGAGUGGUUCUUUUCACUCACUGCAGGAUAAACUUUCUUCCUUCUACUCGUGUUACAAAGUGCACCAACUCAAACAUUCUCCAUGUUUAUAUAACAGUAACAUCUGUUUUUGGAUAAUAUAUAGAAUAAUUACAAUGCUUCUUUUGUUAUAAUUUUAUUCUACAGUUCAAUUCGAAUACUGGCUAAUUAUAUAUAAUUGUCCUUUCCCCCGUAAAUUGGAAUAAUCUAAGUUCUCAUAAAACCAUGCUUUAUUGAUUAAUGCAAGAUAUAUAGUAUGGUCCAGAUACCUUCAUCGUCAUUAAUAUAUCAAAGUAUAAUUCUAAGAUGAGCUGUGAUUGACAAUGAGUGGUAUCGCAUUAUAUAGGACAAUUUCCAGGUGGUGAACCUGCCUGCCAUGCAUACUUUGUCUCCUUUGACUUUCCUUUUGCCUUAUUCCUCCCUCCACGUAUAAAAACAAGAGCAAUAUUUUCUAAUUACAUGUAUAAUAUUCAAAUCCAUUUUCAUUCAUUAACCAAGGAACAGCUCACCAGUCUUGAGAACAAUGAGGGAGAAAAAAGAACCCUAAACAAUUUAUAUACCAAUUAAGGAAGCAUCUCCUGUCACAUUGUUAUUAUAUCCUACAUUUUAUAAUUUUCUUUGUUGUUUCCGCUUAAUUUGUGCAAGGAAAAACUCUGGAAUCGCUGCGACCUUGCCUAGUGCACAUCGUCAAACUCUAGUGCUAGUCCUAACAGUAAAGAAAAGCAAUGACUUUAUUUAUGCAAUCAAUUAAUGCUUGCAACCCAAGUUUUAAUUCUUCUGAUCACUAUCAAUCAUUCCACUUUCAAUCACCAGUUAAGCCCAUGUCUUUCUCCUUUCUUCAAUUUCAUAAGACAUGAUCAUGAAUUUGGCUGCUGUUACAACAUAUGUUGUUUUGUUUGCCCUAUACAUUGCUCCCAUGUCUGUUCAUUCAUUAUAUCAAAGCAAGGAGUUCUUUCCUGAAGAAAGAGAAGCGUUGAUGCAGAUAAGAGAUUUGGUCAGUUCUACUUUGGAUUUGCAUGGAAAUUGGACUGGACCCCCUUGUCACAAAAAUUCCAGUCAAUGGUCAGGCAUUACUUGUUCUAAUUGGCAUGUGGUUGGUCUUGUGCUUGAAGGAGUCCAGCUCACAGGUUCUCUCCCACCUGCCUUUUCACAAAACAUUACUUUCUUGGCUAAUCUUAGUUUCAGAAACAAUUCAAUAUAUGGGCCGCUUCCUAAUCUCAGCAAUCUUGUGCAUUUGGAAUCUGUCUUCUUUUCAUACAAUCGUUUGACUGGUUCAAUUCCAUCUGAAUACAUUGAACUGCCAAACUUGAAACAAUUGGAGUUGCAACAGAAUUAUUUAGAUGGGGAGAUACCGCCUUUUAACCAACCAACACUGACCCUUUUUAAUGUGUCCUACAAUCAUCUUCAAGGCUCCAUUCCUGACACUGAUGUCCUUCGGAGGUUCUCAGAGAGCUCCUAUGAUCAUAACUCAAAUCUCUGCGGGAUUCCAUUGGAACCAUGCCCAGUUCUGCCUCCUGCUCCACUUGUGCCGCCUCCAUCUCCUCCUGUAAGUCCACCACAGAACAAGAAAAGGAAGCUUCCAAUUUGGAUCAUUGCCUUGAUUGUGGUUGUAGUAGCUCUUGUUCCGUUGAUGGUCAUGUUUGUUUUCUUGUGUUGUUAUAAGAAGGCACAAGAAGUGGAAACACCAAAAGAACGGCAGGCAGGGGGUGAUAGUUCACCAGAGUGGACAGACAAGAAAAUGCCGCAUUCUCAAAGCACUGAGGAUCCUGAAAGAAGAAUAGAGUUACAAUUUUUCGACAAGAAUAUACCUGUUUUUGACUUGGAUGAUUUACUAAGAGCAUCUGCGGAGGUGUUAGGAAAGGGGAAACUUGGGACUACGUACAGUGCAAACCUGGAAUCAGGUGCUGUUGUUGCUGUUAAAAGAGUAAUGUACAUGAACAGCUUGAGCAAGAAGGAAUUUAUUCAGCAGAUGCUGCUGCUGGGAAGGAUGAGGCACGAAAACCUUGUGCAUAUCAUCUCCUUUUACUAUUCCAAGCAGGAAAAGCUGAUUGUCUAUGAGUUUGUACCAGAUGGAAGUUUAUUUGAGCUGUUGCAUGAGAAUAGAGAAGCUGGUAGAGUCCCUUUGAAUUGGGCUGCAAGACUGUCAAUAAUCAAAGACAUAGCGAAGGGUAUGGCUUUCCUUCACCAGUCAUUACCUUCGCACAAGGCCCCUCAUGCCAACCUCAAAUCAUCUAAUGUGUUAAUCCACAGAGAUCGCCAAAGUUACCAUUCUAAGCUCACAAACUAUAGCUUCUUGCCUCUGCUGCCUUCUCGGAAAUCAUCCGAAAGACUAGCUAUUGGCAGGUCACCAGAAUUCUGUCAAGGGAAGAAGCUAACACACAAAGCUGAUGUAUACUGCUUUGGAAUCAUCCUUUUAGAGGUCAUAACUGGGAAGAUUCCAGAAGAGACUUCGCCAGCAGGAAACGAAGAAAAAGUGGAUGAUCUUUCUGAAUGGGUUAGAAUGGUAGUGAAUAAUGAUUGGUCAACAGACAUAUUAGAUGUAGAGAUAUUGGCUUCAAGCGCAGGGCAUAAUGAGAUGUUGAAGCUGACAGAGAUAGCUCUGCAGUGUACAGAUAUGGAACCAGAAAAACGACCUAAGAUGAGUGAAGUAUUGAGAAGGAUAGAAGAGAUUGAUCGAACAAACCAAGAAAAUGACUAGAAAGAGACUGUUUUGAAAGCUCUGCUAAUUAACUCCCAUUCUGUUGCUAAUCAAGUCUUCCAUGGUGUGAUCACUGCUAGGAAGGGAUCGAUGCUCAUAAUUACCAUGUUGACUGUUGAGGCUUGGAGCUCAGUUCAACUAAAGCUAACCAUGCAACAGGCCAGGGGUUGACGAAUGGCAGGACUGGUUGGAAGAUAUAUUUAGUGCUAUAUGCCUCAACUUUAAGCACACAACAAGAUCAAGUAUAAUCAGAAUGAUUUUUUUCAGACUGACAUUUUUGUAUUGAAUACUGGUUUUGAUCUUCUAAUGUAUCAUUUUACAUUCUGCAGAAAACAAA